Molecule: messenger RNA, 3660 nt
Organism: Myotis davidii
Lineage: Eukaryota; Metazoa; Chordata; Mammalia; Chiroptera; Vespertilionidae
Gene: SLC38A7
Product: solute carrier family 38 member 7
Exons: 11
Coding region: 844-2235 (463 amino acids)
Biological process (GO): amino acid transmembrane transport
Molecular function (GO): L-aspartate transmembrane transporter activity; L-glutamate transmembrane transporter activity; L-alanine transmembrane transporter activity
Source: RefSeq, a predicted model, not a curated record
GGGACAUGAGGUACCGUGGGUAGGUGGCUGAAAGUAGAAAAGCUGGAGGGUGGGAGCUUUAGGUCCUGGGGUACCCAAACCCCCGACCGCAGCAGAGCCCUGCCCACUCCCCGCAGGGAGAUCGGAAGCCCGGCGUCCUUGGUCCCACGGCCGCCCUCGGUUGGCCGGUUCCUGCCCAGUCUCCACCCAGUCCUAGGCCCGGAUCAAAUCCCGGUGCCUCCGCCCAGUUUAGCCCACAACAGCCCACUCGCCUCACUGCAUGCCUGGGGCCAUCCCCUCCGCGCGGGGUGCGCCCUGGUCCACCUCCCGGUGAGCCCGCCCCUCCUAUUUCGGGGAUCCAGCCGCGGGCUGGAGUGGGGUCCCGCUCCGGUUGGGAACUGAGGGGCGUCCUGCAGUGAUGCCAGCUCCCCGAGGGCGCCAGGCUCCUAGUUCUGGUUCUGCCGGCUGCCCGCUGUGACUUUAGCCCAGCGUCUUCCCUCCGUGCGCCUGUUUACCUGACUGACCUGGUUGGUGCUCCCUUCUACGACUUAGAGUCUGAGCCUCAAUUUGCUGACCAGCACAAAACAGCUCAAACUCAUCACUCUGCUGACGGCGGCCUUGUAGCAAAGAGAAAAGAAGAAAUUGGGGCCAGAGAGAGAGAGAAGUGAGGAGAGUCAGAUCCCAGGCGUUUGGGGGAGAAGGAGCUGUAAGGAGCAGCACCCCCUCCACCGUAGCCCUUAUCAGGUGGGAAGAGCAGGCUGAGAAGAGCCAGCGCCCACAGGCCUCCUGGGAGAACAGCUCUGAACAGGGGAUGCGGUGGUGAGGCAGAAUCUGCAGACCCGGCGGAAGAGGGCUGUCAGGGCCAUGGCCCAGGUCAGCAUCAACAGUGACCUUGGCGAGUGGGGCCUCAGCACGGAUGCUGGGGAGCGGGCCCGUCUGCUGCAGAGCCCCUGUGUGGACUCGGACCCGAAGAGUGAGGGGGAGGCCUCCCCUGAAAGUCUGAGCAGAGGCACCACGUCCUCGUUUGGGGCCAUCUUCAUUGUAGUCAACGCCUGCCUGGGGGCAGGACUGCUCAACUUCCCAGCAGCCUUCAGCACGGCCGGGGGCGUGGCCGCGGGCAUCACCCUGCAGAUGGGCAUGCUGGUUUUCAUCAUCAGCGGCCUCGUCAUCCUCGCCUACUGCUCCCAGGCCAGCAACGAGCGGACCUAUCAGGAGGUGGUGUGGGCUGUGUGUGGCAAGCUGACGGGCGUGCUGUGCGAGGUGUCCAUUGCCAUCUACACCUUCGGCACCUGCAUCGCCUUCCUCAUCAUCAUUGGGGACCAGCAGGACAAGAUUAUAGCCGUGUUGGCAAAGGAGCCUGAGGGGGCCAGUGGCAGCCCCUGGUACACGGACCGCAAGUUUACCAUCAGCCUCACCGCCUUCCUCUUCAUCCUGCCCCUCUCCAUCCCCAGGGAGAUCGGCUUCCAGAAGUAUGCCAGCUUCCUCAGCGUCGUGGGCACCUGGUACGUCACCGCCAUCGUUAUCAUCAAGUACAUCUGGCCGGAUAAGGAGAUGACCCCAGGGGACAUCCUGACCAGGCCAGCUUCCUGGAUGGCCGUGUUCAAUGCCAUGCCCACCAUCUGCUUUGGAUUUCAGUGCCACGUGAGCAGCGUGCCCAUCUUCAACAGCAUGCGGCGGCCCGAGGUGAAGACCUGGGGCGGGGUGGUGACGGCCGCCAUGGUCAUAGCCCUCGCCGUGUACAUGGGCACAGGCAUCUGUGGCUUCCUGACCUUUGGAGCGUCUGUGGACCCCGACGUGCUCCUGUCCUACCCCUCCAACGACGUGGCCGUGGCCGUGGCGCGCGCCUUCAUCAUCCUGAGCGUGCUCACCUCAUACUCCAUCCUGCACUUCUGUGGCCGGGCGGUGGUCGAAGGCCUAUGGCUGCGCUACCAGGAGAUGCCCGUGGAGGAGGACGUGGGGCGGGAGCAGCGGCGGCGAGUGCUGCAGACGGUGGUCUGGUUCCUGCUCACCCUGCUGCUGGCGCUCUUCAUCCCCGACAUCGGCAAGGUCAUCUCGGUCAUUGGAGGCCUGGCCGCCUGCUUCAUCUUCGUCUUCCCAGGGCUGUGCCUCAUUCAAGCCAAACUGUCUGAGAUGGAGGAGGUCAAGCCGGCCAGCUGGUGGGCGCUGGUCAGUUACGGAGUCCUCUUAGUCACCCUGGGAGCCUUCAUCUUCGGCCAGACCACAGCCAACGCCGUCUUCGUGGAUCUGUUGGCAUAACCACGGCCUCCUUGGCACCCAGGAACCCAUCUCAGAGCUGCGGGGCCACGCUGACUCGGGCAUCAUUCCCCUCUCCUGAUGGGGUGAUUCCAGGGACAGAUCUGGGCUGAAAUGGGGCCCCACGGUCUGGAGCCUGCAGCACGGGCAUGUGGCCUGACUGGGAAUUGAACACACCAGCUCCCUUCCUGCUCCCCCGUCCUGGCGGGGCCCUGGAUGGUGGGAGGGGGGGGCCACAGGAGCCUCCCCACUGCCUCCAGCUCUCAGCUCCUCCAGGCCUGGAGCCCACGGUGAAGAGGCUCAGCAGGUCUCAGGAGAAGGCAGCCGCUUGACUUCCCUCGGGAGAAAUGGGGGCGCCCUCUCCAUAUAGCAGGGGCUGUGCUCCCUCCCCAGGACUCACACCUGCUCCGUCUGUCCGCGGACCAGCCAGCAGUGGCUUCCUCUGGGCUCUGGCCAGUCCCAAAGGUAGCACUGAAUUCACAUGGACGCACCGAGGCAGGUAGAGUCCGUGCCUCGCCCACUCCCCCCUGGGCCCGCGGUGAGCCUGCAGCCCUCUUUCCCACGGCUGACUGACAUUCCCCGAGGCUCCGGGGCCUCACCGAGUGUCUCUCCCCAAACCUCAGGGUCCGGGCAUCCCCCUCCUCCUCCAUCCCCAGACAUCACCAAGUCUUAUGUUUACAAACGGUGCCCGCCGGCUCAGCCAGGGACCAGGGGCCGCCUGUGCCUCGGUGCUGUGAGCAUUCCGCCUCCCUCUCCGCCUCCAUUAGCUUUCCCCGUGGCGGGGGGAGAGGGGGUGCUUCUCUCUCAGAUUCCAGAUGGGCCCCUCUUUUCAGAGGCACAAAAGUGGGUGAUGGAGAAGGCUGGGGACCUUCUGGACCUGUGCAGGCUGGACUGGCCAGGGUCAAGGUGAACCUGCCUGCUACCUUCUCCUCCGAUGACUGCUGCUCUGCCUCCCCUGCCGUCCCCCACGGGGUAGCCCAGAGGCACGCAGGGUGCCGAGCUGUCAUGGACUGGGCAGCAGGAGAAGGCAGCUCCGCCAGCCUGGAACUUACAACCUGAAUCCUGUCUGCCUUUCCCCCACCCCAUCCCUUCUUCACCCCCCACCCCAUUUGUCUAUGUAGCUCAAUCUCCCGCUCACAUAAGUAUUGGGGGGGCAGGCUGCCAAACCCUCCCUUGUCAACUUCCUCAGCUCCACACAGUCACACUGAGGUCACACCUGGAUUGUGCCCCAGGCACGGUGAGGGGGGCCCUUCUCGCAUUGCACAUGCCCAUCGGGCUUCCCGUGCCUGGAACGCGCAGCAUUUCCCCGGCCCCUCCUGCCCAAACCUCUGUCCUGGGCCGGGUAUGGGCACCCCGGCCAGCAGCCCACCAGUCAGGGCAGUGAGAUCUAAAUAACAGGCUGGCGGGAGGCCCCAUAGGCUUCUCCAU